CACACACACACACACACAGUGGGACUCGGGCAAUGAGACGUACACACACACACUCACUCAGUGUGUAUCAGUGACCGUUUAAACCCAUCCCUGUUCCUGUGCAGCUUAAUUCCGCUGACGGAAACGAGGCUUAAUAGUGCAUAUUCUUCUCGGCUAAGUGUAAAGCUGAGGCUGCGCCGCUUACCAGCUGCUCUCACAGAUCUGAUGAAGACCCACUUUAUUGGAAACAUUUGGAGUCUUGGACCAGAAUAUGUUGAAUGCCAUUCUUCUUCCUUGAAGUGACUCUGUUACUGCUAUAUUGGAUGCAGUUGAAAAAGCAGAAUAGGACUAAAUAUGCUUUCUCUUGCCCCAAAGGACUAACUGAAUUGUGCAGAGAUGAAACAGUGAAUAGGAUUGAAAAGCUGUAUUGCUCUGUGAUAAAUACAAGUAGGAAAGAAAAAAAAGUUGGAAUUCGUGCCAUCAUUUUCUGGGUGGCCUAGUUGGUCAAUAUGACAAGUUUGUUUCGACGGAGCAGCAAUGGUGGCUCUCGUGGAGGAGGAGGAGCAGGAGCAGGUGGAGGAGGAUCAGGUGGAGGAAGUGGAGGAUCGACCACAGGUGAACUGAACAACAGUAGGCCUAACCGACAGGUGCGGCGGCUGGAGUUCAACCAGGCCAUGGAAGACUUUAAGACCAUGUUUCCCAGCAUGGACUAUGAGGUUAUCGAGUGUGUGCUGCGCUCCAACAACGGGGCUGUAGAUGCAACCAUUGACCAGCUUCUUCAGAUGAGCAUUGAUGACAAUGCAUCAGAUGACAGCUCAGACUCCGAUGACAGCAUCCCACCUGAGAUUCUGGACAGGACCCUCGAACCAGACAGCUCAGAUGAAGAGCCACCUCCAGUCUACUCUCCACCCACAUAUGACAUGCACAUAUUUGACAGGAAAUAUCCAAAUGCCCCGCCCACUCCUCCACCCAGGUUUGAAGUGCAGCCUUCAGUGGGACAGCAGAACACGCAGAGUUACAGGAACUGGAACCCGCCUUUACUCGGCAACCUGCCUGAUGACUUUCUUCGAAUCUUGCCCCAGCAGUCAGACAGUAUACAGAGCUCUCAAAGCAGUGUUCGUAAUCCCUCAUCCUCCCUGGCAUCACUCCCUGAGCAGGCUGCCUGUGCUGCUGGAGCAUCUGAACAGGAACGCAAGCUAAAACAAUAUCUGGAAGAUGAGCGUAUUGCUCUCUUCCUCCAGAACGAAGAGUUCAUGAAGGAGCUGCAGCGCAAUCGCGAGUUUCUCGUCGCACUGGAACGAGAUCGCCUGAAAUAUGAAUCGAAGAAAUCUAAGUCAUCUUCUAACUCAACAGGUGAACACUAUGUUCCUGGAUCCUUUGAGGCAUGCACAGUGGUGUCAGAUGAGGCCCUGUUCAGAGACAAACUGAAGCACAUGGGAAAAUCAACCAGGAAAAAACUGUUUGAGAUCGCCAGAGGGUUUUCAGAAAAGACAAAACGAAGAAAGACCAAAAGAAGGACCCUCCUGAGACAUCAUUCACUGGGCACUGCAAACUCCACUGCAAAUUUGCUGGAUGAUGUGGAAGGAAACCCCUGUGAGGAAGAGAGUCAGCUCAGAAGAUUGGCCACGCAGGAAGAGGAGCGGCCCCAAAGGGAAGCACUUUCAUGAUCGCCGCUGUCACCUGUUGCAUUUAAAGUAUUUGUGGUGAAAGCAGAGUAAACGAUGGCAGACUACCUCUCUGUCUGUUUCGUUCAACAAUAAUGGUGCGAGCCACUCCGCCCCAGCUCCACUCACACUGUCUCCACGCUCACAGGUUUCCCUCAUCACAUGAAGGGACUAGAAUUCAAAAGCAGCAUUGUAACAAGUCUGAAUGUUAUAUGCAAUAUUAUUAACUGUAUAAUAACUGUGUUAAUAUAUGAUUUCAUAUGUAAAGCUGAACAAAUACAGUAUUACAUUUCUGUCUUCCCUGUUUAAUGGUUAAAAAAUCUCAAUUUGUGCUACUUUAGAUGUAUUCUUCAUUUGAUUAUUUAUGGUUUAAGAAGAAUUUGGCUUGUUACAUAUAAUUUUUAUAUCUUUGCAAAAUAUUUAUGCAAAAAUAUUUAUAUUUCUUCAAACAUAUAGGUUGACCACACUGAUGGUUAUGUAACAUUGGAAAGUUUGUUGUCCAAAAAUCCAAUCGAAUCAUACAAAAUUUGCCACAUUUGCGUAUGUAAUCCAUUUGUAAAAAAAAAAAAAAAAACACCACCAAAAUGCCUAUUUAAAUGUGUACUACAUUCUGACUACAGUGUUAGGUUUUAAAUGUUUUUUGAUGUUCAUGAUGAUGAUUCAGAACAAAUGGCAAGUUCAUCCUCUGUCCAAGUGCCCUUUUAUCCUGUAGACAUGAUUUUAUACAGAUUCUCUACACAUUCAGAGAUGAAGCAUUUUCUUGCGUAGCCAAAUGAUACUGUUACAGUGCUUAAAUAAUUAUUAUUGUCAAAACAUGUCUAUGUUUUUCGCAUUGUACAUGGGAAAGGGCAAUAAUCUGUGAAUGGAUUUCUAAUUCUACUUGCACUGCCACUCGCAUUUCAUAAUCCUAUUAAGAUACGUUUGUAGUUUUCCUUCAGGAAAGCUAACAUUUAAAAAGCCAGUAUUAAUUUGACUCUAGCCAUUAAUACUUUUUCUUUCUGUUGUAUUUGGAUAUACCUGAAAAAUAUGUUGGAGUACAAGGAACAAAUUGAAAGAUAUCAUGUUAGUUUACUGUGGUGUUGAUAUUUGACAAGAUGAUUUAAUUUUCUUUCAAGCAAUGUGAUAUUAUUGUAAGGGGAGAUUAUGAGAAUGUCAUCUAGUUUGUAUUUUAGUAGAAGCUAGCAUAGCAGAUUUUCUGUGUUUUUUAUUAUCACUGGGUUUCUGUGAGUAGAGUCACGGGAAUUGUAAUUUAGUGUUAUUAUGCAAUUGAUUCUUAGUAAAUGUUACAAAGUAUUAUUGGGUUUUUGAGAAGAGAACAUUUUUAUAAAUACCUUUUGGACAUUCAUUUUGUUAUUACUGGUUCUGUAUAGCAGGUUUUCAUUCAUGAGAUACAAGUUGAUAUAAGAACAGAAAUCCUAUGUGAUGCUCAAGAUGUGAAACUAUCCAAUCCAAUACUGAUCAUUUGAAAUGGGGUGGGACACACUGUCAUCUGAAUAUUGUAGUUUUCUUUUGACAUGUUCAAAAAAUGUAAUUCUAUACAUUUAUUUUUCUCAGAAGUUGUCUUUUAAAAACAGACCACCUUGAUUUAUACUUGUUAUACUUGUAUGGUCAUAAAUACAGUUCAUCCACCAUACGAUCGGUGCACACUAACGCGUUUAAUCUCUCAGGGAACUUGCUCUCAUUUAACAAUUUUGGUACAAGCACAGUUUCAAUAGACACAGAAAUAAAUAGUACAAAAAAAACAGUUUGAAAGCUUAAUGUAGCAGUCAGAUAUGCUUCAUAACGCAAUAAAAACUGUUGAUCUAACCAAAAGAUUGUUUAAAAAUAUGUCAGUAUUUGAGGAUUCAUUUGAUUUCUUAGAUGUUAUUUUCUUUUCCUUUCAGUAUGUUAGUACGUUCUUGAAUUCAUGUCUAGAUUCUCACCAAAGUUACAUUUGGUCUUCAUAAAAGUUGAUGUUUGGUUGAAUUUACUCUAUACGGUGGUGAAAGUUGUGCAGUAAUGAAUGGUGGUAAUGAUCAAAGCAGCGUACUCUGAGUCUUUAAUUUUAAUCAGAUUAAAUAGAAUAUUUUCUUAAUGUUAAUCCUGGUUAGUAAAUUGACUUUGAAGUGAUUAUCAUUAUUAUUAUUAUUAUUAUUAUUAUUAUUAUGGAAGAUUGUCAUUUUUAAUUCUAGGACUAUGACUGUAUUUGCACCACUAAUAAAUGUAAUGAUUCUAUAACCCAUCUUACUCUCAACUCUGUCUCCAGACAGAAUGUUUCCUUACAGUCCUUUUACGCUUAUUAGUUAUUUAAAAUGAAUAAAAUUGUUAUAUGUUG
Molecule: messenger RNA, 3957 nt
Organism: Tachysurus vachellii
Lineage: Eukaryota; Metazoa; Chordata; Actinopteri; Siluriformes; Bagridae
Gene: cuedc1b
Product: CUE domain containing 1b
Exons: 11
Coding region: 489-1646 (385 amino acids)
Molecular function (GO): ubiquitin binding
Source: RefSeq, a predicted model, not a curated record